This is a messenger RNA of Oncorhynchus masou masou (cherry salmon), 1412 nucleotides long. RefSeq names its product NAD-dependent protein deacylase sirtuin-5, mitochondrial-like. The record is from RefSeq and is a predicted model, not a curated record. The transcript has 9 exons. Bases 102 to 1067 code for a protein of 321 amino acids. Gene Ontology annotation, cellular component: nucleus. Lineage: Eukaryota; Metazoa; Chordata; Actinopteri; Salmoniformes; Salmonidae. Gene Ontology annotation, molecular function: protein-succinyllysine desuccinylase activity; protein-malonyllysine demalonylase activity; NAD+ binding.
AUACGGUCGUGUGAAUAGCGAUGGAAAUGGCAUCUUCAUUGGAUCUGUUGGAGCGGUAGGCAAAUUGGAGUGGGUCCUGUGUACCUGGCGUGCUGACCUUAAUGUGGGUCAAGACCAGCCUCUCCAAGCACUUAAUGAUGACAGUGUUAACCCUGAUGAUUGUACGUCAGUUCACCAGCAGAGGCGUCACCUCUCAUCUGUGUGCCCGAUUUAAAGAGACCCAGAACAGACCGGUCAUGGCCAGACCCAGCUCAGACCUAGCAGCGUUCCGAGAGGUGUUCUCGAAAGCCAAACACGUGGCCAUCUUGACGGGAGCAGGGGUUAGUGCUGAGAGUGGGGUCCCAACCUUCAGAGGAGAAGGAGGCUUCUGGAGGAAAUGGCAAGCCCAGGACCUGGCCACCCCUGGUGCGUUCAGUCAGAACCCAUCCAGGGUAUGGGAGUUCUACCACCACCGCAGGGAGGUGAUGCUGACGAAGAGCCCCAACUCGGCUCAUGUGGCCAUAGCAGAGUGUGAGGCCAGGCUGCAGAAACAGGGGCGCCGCGUCACCGUCAUCACACAGAACAUCGAUGAGCUACAUCGCCGAGCCGGAUCCACCAACAUUUUGGAGAUACACGGCAGUUUGUUUAAAACCCGCUGUAUGAGCUGUGGUCAUGUUGGGGUUAACCACAAGAGCCCCAUCUGUGCUGCCCUGGAGGGCAAAGGUGCUCCAGACCCCAACACCAGUGAUGCUCAGAUCCCUCCUCAUGACUUACCCAGAUGUGAGCAGGGUGGCUGUAGUGGUCUGCUCAGGCCUAAUGUGGUCUGGUUCGGGGAGACUCUGGACUCAGACAUCCUGACUCGCGUUGAAGAGGAACUAGACCUCUGUGACCUCUGCCUAGUGGUAGGUACGUCCUCCAUAGUGUACCCAGCAGCCAUGUUUGCUCCCCAGGUGGCGGCUAGAGGAAUACCUGUAGCUGAAUUUAACAUGGAGGAAACACCCGCCACCAUGCGCUUCAGGUUCCACUUCCAGGGCCCCUGUGGGACCACCCUGCCCCCUGCACUGGCACGCCACAACAAUGAGCCCUGACUUCCCCUGGCUGAGCCAUAGCGCAGUAUACAUAGACCAGACUCGAGUGUUGGAUGGGUGUGCACAGGGGUGUAUUCAUUAGGGCAAAACAUUUAGCAACAGUUAACGUUUUGCAACACAAACAAGCCCUUAUUGGACCAUUUCAGGUUAGUCGCUCUUCGUUUCAGCCAUCUGCUUCUGUUUGGUUCCUAAAGAAUACACCCCAGUUUUGUGAAUGUAAUGUAUGCUAUAGAAAACAGACUGUGCUGACAAUACCCCACACUCCAUAGGCUACCACUCUGGAUUUGUGUUAUUGCAUGAAAUGACAACCAUGUUAAAAAAAAUAAAUCACAAUUAUGAUAUGUC